Messenger RNA from Theobroma umbraticum, 1418 nucleotides. Its product is annotated as HIT-type Zinc finger family protein. Lineage: Eukaryota; Viridiplantae; Streptophyta; Magnoliopsida; Malvales; Malvaceae. The record is from RefSeq and is a predicted model, not a curated record.
CUUGAAAACAAAAUCAAAACCUUCUGAAUUGAAUCGGUUUCAGUUGGGUUAGUUGAAAGAUGGCGGAAACAAUCCUCACGUCAGAAAACCUUUCCAAUCCGUCCCCGUUGAAUCCCCCGUCCCGUGUAAUCUGCCAUGUGUGUCAGAAGCAAUUCUCGCAAUACACUUGCCCUCGAUGUAAUUCCCGCUAUUGCUCUCUUCAUUGCUACAAGUCUCAUAGUCUUGGCUGUACUGAAUCAUUUAUGCGAGAAAAUGUAGUUGAGGAGCUGCGGCAACUGCAACCUGACGAUGAAAUUAAACGGAAAAUGCUUGAAAUUCUGAAACGGUUUCAUUCGGAGGAAGAAACCCAUACUGUGGAUGAAGAUGAUGAUGAUUCGACUCUUUCCGAUGAGACUAUUCAGAAGAUUUUGUCAGGACGUGAGGUUAGUUUUGAUGAUUUGUCUCUUGAAGAGAAGAAACGGUUCCAAAAAGCUGUGGCAUCUGGAGAAUUGAGUAAGAUGAUUGAGCCCUGGGAUCCUUGGUGGUUGAACCCAGCUGCUGGAACAAUCUGUCUAAGCAGGGAUGGAACUCGGCUUGUACAACCUAUUGCCAACCUGGAAGCAUCAGUGCCACCAGAAGAUGAUCUAGAAAGCAACCAAUCAAGUGGAAUUCCUGUUGGCCCUGAAACUCCACUCCCUUCACUUCGCAAGCUUAUUUCUACAGAGCCAUCUCCGCUUUUAGCUGUUCAUUUGGUUGACAUUGUGUAUAGCUACUGCUUCACACUUCGUGUCUACAAUGGAGAUUGGCAAUCUGAUGCCAUAGGAUCAGCAAUGGUGGUAUUGAGUAUAUCCUGUGUAUUGGGUCAAGCUGGACAGCCAGAAACUGUGCGGGAAGCUCUGUCUUAUUGCUUGGAGCAAACUUGCUCCCCAGCAUAUAGGCAUAUUGGUGGCUUGCAAUUUGGAUUGGUUCUUGUUGAUGAUGUAGCUACCCUACUUUCUCUUGGAGGUCCUGCUUUAAUCUGUAUGCUUUUUGAUCUGCAAAGGAUGAUUCAGGCUGGGGAAGAGGAGUUGAAAUCCGAGAAACCAAGAAAGUUGAGGAAAGCGGAAAUCAAAAGCAAGUUGAAGCUUGCUGAGAGGAAGGUUCAUUUCAUUAUGUGUUGGGUUCAUGAGCAACCAGGGGAAGCAUGGUCUUCUUUAGGAGCCAUGGUAAAAGCAGAAAAGAGUUCAUUCAUGGAUUAUGGAGGCAGUAAAAGCUUUUCGAAAAUGGAGAAUAAAGCAGAAAACAAGGGAAAAGUUUUGAUUGAGGAAAUGUAAUGAGUUAUUCACUAUCCCUUAACAAUUUUUGAGUUGGGAAUGUUGUAUGACAUGAACAUGUAGAUCUGCCGUAUAAGGUUACAUGUAGAUUUGGAUAAAUAAAUUUUUUCAGAUUAAGUUAAAAAA